AUGGGCGAGUGCGCGGGGCGGGAGAAGCUGAGCUCUGAAAGGGGAAGCGGGAAGAUGGGGAGGCGGGGGGAUGGGGAGGCGUGGCGAUGGGGAGGCGUGGCGAUGGGGAGGCGGGGCGAUGGACUCGUUGCUUCUGGCGAUGAGCAGCAGCAGCAGCUGCAGCAGCAGCAGCUGCAGCAGCAGCAGCAUGAGGAAGGGAACGCGACGAGCUGUCAAGCAGGACCAGGCAUCCCCAUUGACCCCUCUCGCAUCACUCGCCUGUCAUGGCAGCCCAGCCGAGGUGAGCUUUCUCAUCCCUCCUUUCCCUCAUCUUUUCUCACGUCUCUGCUGUCCCUGCUCUCCGUCGCACACUCCUCGCCUUCCCCCCCUGCUUCCCCCAUUCCCCCCCUGCCUUCAUUCGAUUACGCACGCGACAAGGUGGCACGGUGGACAGUGGCGGAAAAUGAGUUGAAGAAUGGCGUGCUGAGUGAGAUGAAAUCCGCACAAGCUCCUCCUUCCUCCCACAUUCUCUCCCCACAUCCCCCUCAACUCUCCCAGGCACGCGACAAGGUGGCACGGUCGCGCAAGACAAGGGAAACACGGUGGUUGGUGGCAGCUAGUGAGUCGAGCAAGAGCGUGCUGAGUGAGAGAUCAGACCUGCACGAGCUCCCGCCAUUCUCUCCCCACACCCCCUACAUCCCCACACCCCCCGCAUCCCCACACCCCCUACAUCCCCACACCCCCUACAUCCCCACACCCCCCGCAUCCCCACACCCCCCACAUACUCUCCCCGCAUCCCCCGCAUCCCCACAACCCCCGCAUCCCCACACCCUCCAUACCCCCCGCACGCCCUCUCAGGCACGUGACAAGGCGCGUGACAAGGUGACACGGUCGUCGGUGGCAGACAACGAGUGGGGCAAGAGUGUGUUGAGUGAGAUCUCCUCCCUCCCCUCACACACCCUCCCCCUCUCCCAGGCCCGUGACAAGGACGAUGUGGUCAAGCGCAUAGAGGAGCGCAUCGCCGCUUGGACCUUCCUCCCCAAAGGCACGUUCCUGAACAAGUUUAUAUAUCUCUCCCUCUCGUCCUCUCUCUCCCUUUGCACAUCAGAGCACGGUGAAGCCAUUCAAAUCCUCAAGUACGAGAUAGGGCAGAAGUACGACGCACACUUUGACUAUUUCUUCGAUGCAGUCAACACACAGAUGGGCGGGCACCGGGUGGCAACAGUUCUCAUGUAUUUGACCACGGUGGAGGAAGGAGGAGAGACGGUGUUUCCCAGUUCACAGGUGUGUUGCUGGAAAGAAAGGGGGUUAGGCGUGUCAGCGCACAGAUGGGCGGGCACCGGUCAAGCCCCAGAAGGGAGAUGCGCUGCUCUUCUAUUCGCUGCAUUCGGACGGCACCACGGACCAGUCAUCAUUGCACGCCAGCUGUCCCAAUUGCCUCUGCACGCUCCCCUCCCCCUCCCACCCUCCCCCACCGUUCUCCCCAUUCCCCUGCCCCGGCUCUCCCACCCGCCUCCAGUCAAGCCUCAGAAGGGCGACGCACUGCUCUUCUAUUCGCUGCACCCGGAUGGCACCACGGACCAGUCAUCAUUGCAUGCCAGCUGUCCGGUCAUCCGAGGAGAGAAGUGGUCGGCAACCAAGUGGAUCCACCCGUCCGUCAGGAUGAUCGACGGCGCAGCGCUGCUCCCCGCGCAGGUGCUGCGCAACCUCUCCGACAAACUCUACGACAAGCGCAAGGCGGCCGCGCUCGAGAUCGAGACGGCAGUGAAAGCGGCUGUAGCAGAGGGCAACGAUGAGCGGAUCAACGCAAUCAUUUCCCUGCUGGCCAAUGAUUACGCCACGUCAGCACAGCCGAACCAGAGAAAGGGGGGUCUCAUAGGGCUGGCGGCGGUCACGGUGGGGCUGGGACCUGACGCCAGCCAGUACCUCGACGUACGGCUGGCGGCUGUCACAGUGGGGCGGUUCCCUGACACCAUCCAGUACCUCGAUGUUCGUGUGGUGGGAGGGGGGGGAGAGAGAGAGGGGCGUGGUGUGUGUGCUGUGCUGAUGCACCGCAUCGUGCCAGAGGUGCUCAAGUCGUUCUCAGACUCGGACAGCCGGGUGCGCUACUACGCCUGUGAAGCGCUCUACAACAUCGCCAAGGUGACACGUGGCGACUUCAUAGUGUUCUUCAAUGACGUGUUCAACGCCCUGUGCAAGCUGUCUGCUGACCUGGACCCCAAUGUGCAGUCCGCCGCCCACCUGCUGGACAGGCUCGUCAAGGACAUCGUCACUGUCAGUGACCAAUUCAGCAUAGAGGAGUUCAUCCCGCUCCUGCGAGCGCACAUGAGCGUGCUCAACCCCUUCGUGCAGCAGUUCCUGGUGGGCUGGAUCACCGUGCUGGACAGCGUGCCCGACAUUGACAUGCUCGGCUUCCUGCCCGACCUGCUGGAUGGGCUGUUUAACAUGCUGGGCGAUUCAGCCCACGAGAUCCGAGUGCAGGCAGACAGUGCGUUGAGGGAGUUCCUACAUGAGAUUCGCCAUGCUCCGGCGGUGGAGUAUGGGCGAAUGAUGGAGAUCCUGGUGCAGCGUGCGGGGUCCUCCGAUGAGUUCACUCGCCUCACUGCUGUCACAUGGAUCAACGACUUUGUGAAGCUGGGGGAAGCGCAGAUGAUGCCGUACUAUGCGGCUGUGGUGGGCGCCAUUCUGCCCUGCAUCGCUGACAGGGAGGAGAAGAUUGCUGCGAUAGCGCGCGACACGAACGAGGAGCAGCUGGCGAGGGUGAGGGAGCAGAGCGUGGCGGAUGGCUUCGACGUGCGGGCAGUCGUGGAGAUUGCAAGGAGGGAGUUGAGCAGCAGCUGGGAAGCCACGAGGCUGGAAGCACUUGCAUGGAUCGCCACCCUUCUGCACCGUUUCCCACACCAGCUGCUAGACCUCAUGGACGAUCCCUCCACUGCCCUUCUCGAAUCCUUGCUUGCAGCGCUGGCAGACGACUCAGAACAGGUGGUGCUAGAGGCGUUAUCAGUGCAGGCCACAGUGGCCAGCCACCCCCACCACUUCCACCGCCUGCUGCUGCUGCUCCUCCUGCGCUUCAACUCCGACCGCGCCCUUCUUGACAGGCGUGGCAGCAUCAUCAUCCGCCACCUCUGCGCCAUGCUAGACGCUGAUAAAGUACUUCGAGAGCUAGCCUUCAUUCUUCAGAACGAGUCCGACUGUCAGUUCGCCGCCACCAUCGUGCCAACGCUCUCCCUCAUCCUCCUCACUGCCCCUGAGCUCGGCCCCAUCCGCUCCAAGCUCCGCCGCUCCUUCGCCGCUGCUCCUGCUCCUGCGCCCGCUGCUGCGUACGAGCAUGCAUGGAGCAUCGUGGACGCGUUAGAGGAGAGCGACCUCUCCCUCAGCCUCAUGGUGCAGAUGGAUAAGCUAGUUCUUCUGCUUGAAACGCCCAUUUUCAGCCGAUUGAGACUGCAGUUGCUGGAUCCUUCCCGUUCUCCUGCUCUCCUGAAAGCACUCUACGGCCUGCUCAUGCUGCUGCCACAGCAUGGAGUGGCCUUCAGAGUGCUGCACACACGCCUCUCCACCGUCCCCUCGCCCUCCAUGCUCCACCCCACUCCUCCCCCCACCCCCUCCUUCCCACUCUACUCCACCUCCUCCUACCUGCCUCACCCAGCAAUCCCUCUAACCGCCUCCUUUGCACCUACCACACUCCCUCCACACCUCUCUUCCGCUCCUGCCUCUUUCUCCUCCAAGCCCUCCUCGCGCUCCUCCUCCCCUCCACCUCACUCCUCCCUCUACGGCCCACUUCCCCACUCCCACCUCCUCUCCUCUGCUUCAGCAUCAGUAUUGGGAUCUGCUUCGCAGCCCAUUUCCAUUCCAUCGCACAGCAGUAAUGCUGGAACAGCAGCAGGCAUGGGAAGCAACCAAGAGGAGCGCAUAGGAGCAGGACAAAGCCCAUCUGCUGCUUCCGCCACUCCCACUGCCACUGCUGCUGUUCCAUCCAUUCCCUCAGCGGGCCCAGCGUUUCCCCUCGCUGCUGCUGCCAUGCGCAGUGCUUCUUUCAACGCCUUCCUCUCCCCUACUGCCUCUGCUUCUGCUGCUUCCACCGCUGCUUCAGCCGCUGCUGCAGCUGCUGCUGCACAUGCCGUGCACUCUAACACCGCAGACGGAUCAGCAAUCUCGCAAACGACUUCUUCACAGGGCGCGUUCAGUGUAGCAAUGGGGGGCUUUCAGGGAGGGGGAGUGGGAGGAGGGGGCGGCGGAGGUGGUGGGGGAGUGGGAGGAGUGGGAGUAGGUGGAACACAGUUUGGUUUGCCUGGUGAGGAAGGUCCUGGGAUGGGUGGUGAUGAUGAUGGGCGGUUGGGGAGUGGGGUGGGCAGAGGGGGAGUGUCGCUGUCACAGCAUGGAGGUGGGGGGUUCUUUCAACCAUUACAGCAGGAGUAG
This is a messenger RNA of Closterium sp. Naga37s-1, 4395 nucleotides long. The record is from the annotation of a GenBank genome assembly. NCBI's taxonomy places the organism in Eukaryota, Viridiplantae, Streptophyta, Zygnematophyceae, Desmidiales, Closteriaceae.